Messenger RNA from Solanum dulcamara, 727 nucleotides. RefSeq names its product auxin-responsive protein SAUR78-like. NCBI's taxonomy places the organism in Eukaryota, Viridiplantae, Streptophyta, Magnoliopsida, Solanales, Solanaceae. Gene Ontology annotation, biological process: response to auxin. The record is from RefSeq and is a predicted model, not a curated record. The transcript has a single exon. The coding region runs from base 74 to 463 and encodes 129 amino acids.
ACUUUCUCCUCAAACCUCACUCUUUUCCUUCUUGUUCAAAAAACUAAAAUUCCUCAUUUCUCCUUACACAGCAAUGGCUAAAGGAGGCAAGCUUACGAAACUGAAAUCCGUACUGAAGAAAAUGCAAUCCUUCAAAAUUGGCCGCGUAAAUGGCAGUGCUGGCGUAGCAACACAUCAUCAUUCUUCUUCCGAAGAAGACGAUGCCUUUAACGAUGAAAAUCACUGCUCCGGCAAGAAUUUGCACACAGUCUAUGUCGGAAAAUCUCGCCGCAGGUACCUGGUGAGCUCCGAAGUUAUCGACCAUCCGCUAUUUCGCGAACUCGUGGAAAGGUCCGGAGAGUCUGAAGAAUAUAUUACAGUUGGAUGUGAAGUUGUUCUAUUUGAACAUUUGCUAUGGAUGCUUGAAAAUGCAGAUCCUCAGCCAGAGUCAUUAGAGGAAUUGGUGGAGUUUUACUCUUGCUGAUGUGGAAUAACUGUUAGUAACUCAAUGGAAAAAUAACUAUGACGUUGACCAAUAUUUCGUAUAUAGUUGUAAAUUUUUCGUUUUUUUUUUUUGUCAAGAGUUAAUGAUUUUGAUUAAUUAGUGGUAGAAGGAGGGGGCAAAAAAUAAAUUUAAAAAGAGGAUAAUAGAGAGGAUUAGCCCAAGGCAAAUCUCUUUUCUAUUAAAGAGACAAGCCUAUUGAGUGAUUUGUUAUUUAAUCAAUGCAUGUUCCAUUCUUUUCAUGUA